AUGAAGUUCUCCCAAAUCCACUGUGCACUGGCCCUGCUGGGUCUGGCCCUGGCCAUUUGCAGCCAAGGAGCCGCCUCGCAGCCAGACCUGGACCUCCGCAGCCGCCGACUCCUUCAGAGGGCCCGUGCCGCUAGCAUUGCCACACAGGAGUGGAGUAAGCGAGUGAUGGAGGACAUUCUAUCCGAACUGUCCUUGCCUGAGGUGGAGGCCCAGAAAAGUGAGGGGUCCACGGCUGAGGCCAAAGAGGUCCUGGAGCGCUCAGUGGACAACCUUCCCCCCCGCGAGCGCAAAGCUGGCUGCAAGAACUUCUACUGGAAGGGCUUCACUUCUUGCUAA
Molecule: messenger RNA, 336 nt
Organism: Oncorhynchus tshawytscha (Chinook salmon)
Lineage: Eukaryota; Metazoa; Chordata; Actinopteri; Salmoniformes; Salmonidae
Gene: sst1.2
Product: somatostatin 1, tandem duplicate 2
Exons: 2
Coding region: 1-336 (111 amino acids)
Biological process (GO): regulation of cell migration
Cellular component (GO): extracellular region
Molecular function (GO): hormone activity
Source: RefSeq, a predicted model, not a curated record